Messenger RNA from Triticum turgidum subsp. durum (durum wheat), 3168 nucleotides. Lineage: Eukaryota; Viridiplantae; Streptophyta; Magnoliopsida; Poales; Poaceae. The record is from the annotation of a GenBank genome assembly.
AUGGGCAUGGCAAUAGCAAUGGGGGUCAUGAGUUUGCUAUGCUCAUUUCUAGCCGUCCUGACUACCACCAUGGUGACCGCUAGCGACGAGGCCGCGUUGCUUGCUUUCAAAGCGCAGGUUAGCGAUGGUGACUCGCUGGCCUCGUGGAACAGCAGCGUUGGCUUCUGCAACUGGGAAGGCGUGACUUGCAGCCAUCGGAGACCUGAGAGAGUGGUGGAGCUGAGAUUGGACAGCAAGACGCUCGCUGGAGUGCUCUCCCCGGCCAUCGGAAACCUCACAUUCCUGCGAACGCUCAAUCUGAGCUUCAACUCGCUACACGGGGAGAUUCCGGCGAGCAUCGACCGCCUUCGCCGCUUGCAGAGGCUCGAUUUGGGCCACAACUCCUUCUCCGGUACAUUCCCUAUGAACCUGACCUCCUGCAUCAGCAUGACCAUAAUGGCACUGCCCAACAACAAGCUUGGCGGGCACAUCCCGGCUGACCUCGGCAAGAAGCUCACGUCCCUGGCAGUGAUCUCACUGAGAGACAACCACUUCACAGGGUUCAUCCCGACAUCUCUGGCCAACCUGUCCCAUCUACAAUACCUCGAUCUCACCACUAAUCAGCUUGUGGGCUCAAUCCCACCAGAGCUCGGAAGAUUCCAGCGCAUGCAGUUCUUCAGCCUUGUCGGAAAUAACCUCUCUGGUAUGCUCCCACCUUCUCUCUACAACUGGUCAUCGGUGGAAGUAUUUUCAGUAGGGUUUAAUAUGUUGUACGGAAGCAUUCCGGAUGAUAUUGGCGACAAGUUCCCUAAGUUGGAAUAUCUCGGCUUAAUUCGUAAUCACUUCAGUGGAGCCCUCCCUUCAUCACUGUCCAAUAUGUCUAGUCUCACGAAUCUUAAUAUUGGGCGAAAUAGAUUUAGUGGUUAUGUGCCUUCCACUUUGGGGAGGCUCAUAGCUCUCCAGAGACUGCACUUGGGUGAAAAUGAGCUCAAAGCAAAUGACAACAAGGGGUGGGAAUUCAUCACUUCUUUGGCAAACUGCAGCCAACUGCAGGUAUUGGUACUCGCAAACAAUAAUUUUGGAGGACAACUGCCAGGUUCAAUUGUGAACCUCUCAACGACUCUCACAGGGUUAUACUUAAUGGAUAAUAGGAUCUAUGGAAGUAUCCCUGCAGAUAUUGGAAAUCUGAUUGGUCUGGAAAUACUUGGAAUAGCAAAUACUUCCAUUUACGGAGUGAUUCCAGAGAGCAUCGGUAAGCUAGAGAACUUGAUCGAGCUAUCCGUGUACAAUAAUAGCUUGUCUGGCCUCAUACCAUCAUCUCUAGGGAACCUUUCGCAGUUGACUAGGCUUGUCGCAGACCAUGGAAACUUGGAGGGGACCAUUCCAGCAAGCCUGGGGAAGUUGAAAAACCUAUUCUUACUUGAUUUGUCAGCUAACUACAGACUCAAUGGUUCAAUACCCAUAGAGAUUUUCAAAUUACCUAGCCUUUCUUGGUAUUUGGACCUGUCAUACAAUUCCCUUUCUGGACCCCUUCCUAAUGAAGUUGGUAGUUUGGCAAAUCUUAACCACCUGGCUCUAUCAGGAAACCAGUUGUCUGGCAAGAUACCCGAUAGUAUUAAGAAUUGCAUAGUGUUGGAAAGGCUAUCAUUAGACAACAAUUCAUUUGAAGGAAGCAUACCUCGGUUGCUAGCAAACAUAAAGGGGCUCAGAGUAUUGAAUCUGACCAUGAAUAAGUUAUCUGGUAAUAUUCCUGAUGCCAUGGGCAAUAUUGGAAACCUGCAGGAACUAUACCUAGCACAUAACCACUUGUCAGGGCCAAUCCCACUAGUUCUACAGAAUUUGACAUCCUUGUUUGAAUUGGAUGUAUCCUUCAACAAUUUGCAAGGUGAGGUGCCAAAUGAAGGUGUUUUCAGAAACAUCACUUACUUAGCAGUUGUUGGGAAUGUAAAUUUGUGUGGCGGUACACCUCAACUUCAUUUGGCUCCAUGCUCCACAAGGCACUUAAGCAAGAACAAAAGAAAGAUGCCAAAGUCUAUUGUAAUUUCACUAGCGACAGCUGGAGCAAUCUUGUUCUCACUUUUGGUUAUUUUUCUUGUUUGGAUACUUUGCAAGAAGCUCAAACCAAGACAAAAGACAUUAGCACAACAUUCAAUUGUUGAUGACCAUUACAAGAGAAUCCCGUAUCAUGCAUUAUUGAGAGGAACUAACGAGUUUUCAGAAGCCAACUUGCUUGGGAGAGGAAGUUAUGGUGCAGUUUAUAAGUGUGUUUUGGACACUGAAGAAAGAACAUUGGCUGUCAAGGUGUUCAAUCUGGGUCAAUCAAGAUAUUCCAAGAGUUUUGAGGCUGAGUGUGAGACUAUGAGAAGGAUACGACACCGUUGUCUCAUUAAGAUCAUUACUUCUUGUUCGAGCGUUAACCACCAAGGUCAAGAGUUUAAGGCAUUGGUUUUUGAGUUCAUGCCCAACGGUAACUUGGAUGGCUGGCUUCAUCCAAAAUCUCAAGAAGCCACUACAAACAACACUUUCAGCCUUGCCCAGAGGCUUGAUAUUGCUGUUGAUAUUGUGGACGCAGUAGAAUAUUUGCACAACUACUGUCAGCCAUUGGUAAUCCACUGUGAUCUUAAGCCAAGCAACAUUCUUCUUGCUGAAGACCUGAGCGCCCGAGUUGGAGACUUUGGCAUAUCAAGGAUCCUUCAAGAAAAUACAAGCGAAGGGAUGCAGACUUCAUAUGGCUCAACUGGACUUAGAGGUUCCAUAGGCUAUGUUGCUCCAGAGUAUGGGGAAGGCUCUGCUGUCUCAACCGCUGGUGAUAUUUAUAGUCUUGGCAUACUACUGCUUGAGAUGUUUACGGGAAGAAGCCCAACAGAAGGCACGUUCGGAGAUUCAUUGGGUCUGCAUAAGUUUGUCGAGGAUGCUCUUCCAGAUAGAACCUUGGAGAUAGCUGACCCGACAAUGUGGUUGCACAGCGGACAACACAAUAACACUACAAGCAUUAGAAUUCAGGAAUUAUUGGUUUCAGUCUUGAGCCUUGGCAUAUCCUGCUCAAAGCAACAUCCUCGUGACCGAGCACUGACAAGAGAUGCAACAACGGAGAUGCACGCAAUUAGAGAUGCAUACCUCAAGUUCAUAGGGGAGCAUGGAGCAGAACGAGAAGCCUCGACUCAAGAAAUUCAGAGCAGCGUUGCAUAA